This is a messenger RNA of Numida meleagris (helmeted guineafowl), 655 nucleotides long. Its product is annotated as feather beta keratin-like. Gene Ontology annotation, molecular function: structural constituent of cytoskeleton. Gene Ontology annotation, cellular component: intermediate filament. Lineage: Eukaryota; Metazoa; Chordata; Aves; Galliformes; Numididae. The record is from RefSeq and is a predicted model, not a curated record.
AUGAAGGACUUUGUCAGUCUCCAAAUUGAAGACCAGUGUCUCAAACCUCUUCAUGGAAAUGCAUAUAAAAACCAGCGCUGUGCAAUCGCUGCCAUCCACUUUUUCUCCUUUAUUCUCCUCGGUGAAAGGAUUUCCCUCCACCCCAGAGAAAUGUCCUGCUAUGACCUGUGUCCUCCCACCCCCUGCGGCCCGACCCCGCUGGCCAACAGCUGCAACGAGCCCUGUGUGCGCCAGUGCCAGGACUCCACCUACAUCAUUCAGCCCUCUCCUGUGGUGGUGACCCUGCCCGGCCCCAUCCUCAGCUCCUUCCCCCAGAACACCGCUGUGGGAUCCUCAGCUUCUGCAGCUGUGGGGGAUGUUCUCAGCGCAGGGGGGGUCCCCAUCUCCUCCGGCAGCUCCUCAGGACUCGGGAGCCUCGGCUAUUCGGGUCUGGGGGGCUUUUAUGGGAGGUCCUACCGCCGCUACAACCGCCGUGGGAGCUGCGGGCCAUGCUAAAGCCCUGAGCAGAAAGCACAGAUGAAGUAAUAACCAGAAGCUUGAAAGCUCGAUCCAAAUGCAGGACUGAGUUCAUGACCACAGCCCUGUGCUUGCUGACCACUCUCAGCUUUGCCCUGAGCUCAUGGGACUGCAGGAGCUUGGCAUUUCUGAUCCAAUG